This is a messenger RNA of Triticum aestivum (bread wheat), 2055 nucleotides long. RefSeq lists its product as uncharacterized. The coding region runs from base 415 to 2055 and encodes 546 amino acids. The record is from RefSeq and is a predicted model, not a curated record. NCBI's taxonomy places the organism in Eukaryota, Viridiplantae, Streptophyta, Magnoliopsida, Poales, Poaceae. The transcript has 6 exons.
GUUAGCAGCAGCAUGUGUCUGGGUUGUAUUAAAAAUUCCUCUACCGGUGGGUUUGUGUUUGGUCGGUUAUCUAUGCAUAUAUAUAUAUAUGCACAGCCUCUGCGUGAGAUUGUAAGCUGAGAAAACAAGAGAAGAACUAAAGAAAAAUACGAGGCAUACCAAAGUUUUUCCUGCGCAUCGUUUUUAAUCUAUAGCUUGAUGUGAUCGAUCCUUCGCCAUUAGUCUGCUCGGCCCAAUGGACAAACCAAGCAGUCAAGAGCACUAUAUAAGAAACAAGAGCGAUGCUUCCAACAGUAGGAUGGUGAGAUCAAAGGUGACAGUGGAGCUUCACUUUCUACCCGUUGACGUUCUACGCGACAUAUUGUCACGGUUAUCACUCAAGCAAGCCCUGAGAAUGAGCGCACUAUCCCGCGAAUGGUGGCGACUAGGUUUAUGCCACCCCCCCACCCGGAUCUGGUGUUCACUAAAGACACCUUAUUUGGCAGCAAUAAAAUCAUAUACUAUAUUGAUCGGGAAUCCACGGCUGCCGAGUUCAUCACCAGAGUGGAUAAUGUGUUGCGCCCGUUUUGGUCUAGUUCCACCACGACAACUAGUACAGUGGAUAAGUUCGUUGUCGAAUUUGGUCUCACUAGGCAUCACAUGCAUCACAUCGAUAGAUGGAUUAACUUUUCCACCGAGUCAAUGGCCAAGCACAUUGGUCUUGAUCUCAUUGGAUUGAGUGUGUAUGAAGAUGACAAGUACGUUGUCCCGCUGUGCAAACUCAGUGGCCCGAAUGGCUCUUGUGUCAAGUCUCUUCAUAUGGCCAAUGUCUGGUUAAAGCUGCCUCCUAGUUUCUCUGGUAUCACAAACUUGAAGAAACUCAGCUUACAUAUGGUGUCCAUUGAUGCAGACGAUCUCCAAUGUUUGUUGCUAAGUUGUGCUCUUCUCGAGAGUUUAAGACUGGAGGACUGCCCCUUGUCAAGUUUUAGUAUAUGUCAGGAGCUCUGCCUGUUGCAGCACCUGAGUGUGCGCGAGUGUCCGGUGGGAACGAUACAGUUGCGUGCUCCGAACCUUACCACAUUUCAGUUCGAUGACUGCCCGGCGCAAAUUGUCCUCAUUGAAUCUUCGAAGUUGUUAGAAGCAACCUUUGUGUUCAAGAACAUUAGAUACAACUGGUGUGAGGAUGCUUUAGAUUACGUCCUGGCCGAGCUUCCAGCUGCGCUUCCUUAUGUGCAUAAACUCUUUGUACAUGUGCUUGUUGAAGACGAGGAGCAAAAGUUCAGUAAAACCCACACCGCCUUCCUCCAUCUGAGGUAUCUGAACCUUAACAUUGAUAUCAUAGACACUCCAGAGGAUACUGGCUGGGUCACAAGGUUUGUCAACCUCUUGGAAUUAGCUCCUCUCUUAGAAGAAUUGGAACUACAUAUAUCAUCUUAUAAAUCUGAUGAAGUUCCUGCAACUGUAAGGAUAUUGACUGAUCUGCCAGGGCCUCUGCAUCGCCAUCUCAAAAGUGUCCACGUAACUGGAUUUUGUGAUCUGGUGGGGAUUGUUGAGUUGGUGCUCUACAUCCUUCGAAAUUGUACUGUACUCGAGCGUAUGGUGGUAGAUCCAGUGAUAUGGAUGUACUGUGGAUAUCCAUAUACUGGCCAAUUCUAUUCGGUCAGCAAGGCCAAUAGUAGCCAGGAGUUCGCUCGACCUAGUUUUACCAAGGAGGAAUUGCGGCCGGCCAGGGAGUUUGCGAGGAAACACCUUGACAAAGUCGAGUUCCGUCACAUCCUCAUGAUGUAUCAUGAUAGAUUUUGCUCUGAUAAUCCGAGGACAGUGAUGUCGGUUCAACGGCCUCUGCAUUAUCACCUUAGGAGUGUCUACAUGUCUGAGCUGGUGCUCUACAUCCUUAGGAAUGAUAUCCUACUUCCACGUAUGGUAGUAGAUCCCAUGGCAGGGAUGAAGGAUGAUUCGUUUACGAAACGUUUCUGUUCGGUGUUCGAGAAGUGCAGUGCUGGACGCAGUGGCAUCUGCACGCACGGCAUCUACGGCGCCAGCGACUUCGCGAUUCGAACCAGGGAAGCACGCUAG